Colletotrichum lupini is the source of this 4551-nucleotide messenger RNA. Its product is annotated as carboxylesterase. Bases 1 to 4551 code for a protein of 1516 amino acids. NCBI's taxonomy places the organism in Eukaryota, Fungi, Ascomycota, Sordariomycetes, Glomerellales, Glomerellaceae. The record is from RefSeq and is a predicted model, not a curated record. The transcript is spliced from 8 exons.
AUGCCUGCGGCAGCGCUCGCUCUGGUCGCCAUACUAGCUGCAGCUGUUUCGUGCGUACCGUCGACCCAGGACCUCAGGACCGACAUAACCAUCAUUCGAGACAAUGACCUCCUGGGUGAGUCUCAACCAGUGCCACAUAUCCAGAAGCCUCUGACUGACGAUGGCAACCUUCUAGACUCGAAAAGCCCAGCGGCCAAUACAAGCGCUCUCUUCCUCAGGGCCCGGGUGCCUUUACGAGAGGCCAAGUCCAUGUGCAAAGAUCUAGGCGAACAGCUGUGGAAAGCAGAUUCAAACUCCACGCAGAGGAUAUUAGACAUUCUCGACUAUCAAGAGCCCGAUGUUGACUUGUCAGCAAUCUGGAUCAUGCCCGAGAACGGCGAUGAUCCCCAAACGAUCAACCUCAAAGGCGAGGUCUCCUCUGCCGACACAUCCGACACGAAUACCGUUCUGUGCACGCAGACGGCGCCCUACUCCAACGGCAUAGCCCAGGACAGCAGUCCGAGGUGGCAGACUGUGGUGUACUCCAACAGAGAAGCAGUACUUGGCUUUCGCGAUAGGAAUAGCUUUCGCUUUCAUGGCAUGCGUUACGCUACGAGGACGAAGCGGUUCGCAUACCCUAAAAUGUAUCGAGGCUCUGGCGGUAAUGCUACCGCACUCGAAUUCGGAUCCCCUUGCUAUCAGGGGUUCGGCGGCACAGAAGACUGCCUGUACUUGAACGUUUACACGCCGUAUCUUCCCCGUAACAGACGCAUCGACAGCGGUCUCCGGCCGGUCAUGUUUUGGAUUCACGGUGGAGCUCUGACGAGUGGCUUUGGUAGUGAUCCCCUGUUUGACGGGGGCAAUCUGGCAUCUCGUGGCGACGUAGUCGUCGUGACCAUAAACUACCGGCUUGGGUCUCUGGGCUUUUUGGCCAUUGACGAUGGCGAGACAAAUGGCAACUUUGGUCUCGCUGACCAGAUUCUGGCGUUGGACUGGGUCCGACAACACAUCCGAGACUUUGGCGGGGACCCAAGCAAGAUCACCAUAUUUGGCCAAUCCGCCGGAGCUGCCUCCGUCCGCGCGAUGAUGGCGUCUCCAAAGGCUGCCGGGAAGUUUGCGGGCGCGAUCCCGCUCAGCAACCUUGGAGGCUUGGCGUACGGGACGUCAUACUCCAAGUACUUCUCCAUCGAGGAACAGCUAGACCUCGUGGGUAACGCCAUCCUCGGCACCACGAACUGCACCAACGCAACGUCGCAGCUCGACUGUCUCAGAGACGCGCCGCUUGGAAGUCUCGGACCAGGAGCGCGGUACCUCGUCAACGAUGGUGUCUACCUGACGACAGAUGAGUUGUCUCUUAGAGGCGACUCUCUCAAUGUCAACGUCAUGAUGGGCAUCACAUCUGAGGACGGCUUGCCGUUUCUGAUUCUCCCGCGGAAUGGGACAGUCCUCAACGAUACCCAGUGGCUCACAUCUCAGGGCCUCCCAGCUCCGCCACAGCGUCUUUUCCCUCCGACAGAUGUCAAGAACCAGACGCGGGCGGCGUUCGGGGUAGGUGCCAGGCUCGCCACCGACGCGAUGUUCCGCUGCGUAGAUCAAGCUACGGCGUACGCGGGCUUGGAGAACGGCGUCCUUGGGUCCAAGGUGUACUACUAUGAGUUUGAGCGGACGUACCAGACGCCCGAAUGGCCGCGACUCGACAUCUGCGAGGCACCGAAGUCAAAGGCUCACCCCAAUGGAAAUCCUGAGUCGCCCAUCAACAACCUACGAUGCCACUCGGGCGAGUUACUUCCGCUGUUUGGCAAUCUUGUGCGUCAGGGAAACCCGCUCCGAGACGAGAACGACUUGCCCUGGAUGCAAUAUCUCGUCGACACAUUCACCUCAUUCGCAAGGACUUAUGAUCCUAAUCCGGAUAAGGCCUUCCUCAAGGCCAGAGGGUUCGACAGCACGUUGAGGGCAUUGGAAAAGGCUGGGCCCUGGGAGCCGUCUGUGAAAGGUGACAUGAAGAUGAGGGCCAUCGAUUGGCCCGUGAAAGACAACAUGAUGAGAGGAUUCAAGGAUGUCGAGCAGUGCGAGUGGCUCAAGUUGCCGCUUGACUUUUACAUGCAUUCUUUGUUAAACAUGAAACGGAAAAGAUCACCUCACUUUCCAAUACCCCCAUUCGAUAGCCAACGUCUGGCGAGGAAGCAACUCACUACCAUGGGUGAUACUACGGUCGGAAAUGGAACCAACUGCAUGUGCAAUCAAGAUAGCUGUGGCGAAGCUAUCUGCGGCAAGGUCUUAUUGGGCCACGACUUAGAAUGUCGAAUUGCUUCAUCCUUCUCUCUCAAGUCUCUGGUGAACGUUCGCGUCUCCUCGCGUCGCCUGUUAGUUGCGGUCCCACGCGCCUGGUACAUCGCCCUCAUCAUCGAUGGAGGCAGCUAUCGGAUCAAGAGAGUCGUCACAGCUUACCGGUCUGCAUCGGCGGAGAUCAACCGGCUGGCACUCAAGAUCGAAAGAGUCGAGGUAAUAUGCGGUGCGAUCAAGGACAGUCUCGAGGGAGACGCAUCUUCGAGACAGUGCUCUGAUCUCAUCAGGACCUGGGGGGUAUGUGUUCUCAGAAGCAUCUCAUCGACGCUCGCCGAGAUCCAUGCCAUCACCACAAAGCUGGAACGGAAAAGUGAAAAGAGACAUCCCUUCAACACCAUGGGUUUGGCAUUCCUGGAAUGCAAAGAUGACAUAUCUCGGUUGAGCAAGUGGCUGGAUGAUGAUCUGAACUACCUGCAGCAUAUGAUGACUGCGGAGAUACUCUCUAGGUGCAACAUCGUCCAGCAGCUCACCAUUCACCACAAGACCGAAGCAUCUGAGUACUCAAACAUGAGCCCUAUUCAUAUGCAGUCCGCUUUGCAACAAGAUCACAACGGCGACCUGCCAUCCGAGCCAAGACAUACAACAAUGGUGGAAGCAGGUGAUCAGAAGACGGUCACAGCAUUCGGAUUUCAAUUUCAAAAUCAAACCAGGACAGUUCUCAAGAGGUCUAGCUCUCACGGUGCACCGGAGGUGUCCAAUACAAGCGAGAUCAAGACUUACACUUUCGGGCACAGCGGUUUUUCCUACAGGAUAGAAUUGCACUGGUCCAUGAGCAACUUGAGUCCCAUGGUUUACGCCCUCGCUGUCCGCCAUGUUCUCACUCAAGAGAAAGACGGAAAGCUGGUAGAGAGGAUGUUGUAUAUUAUGUGCGAUGGAGACUUGCCAGCGCUGCAAGACCUACUCUCUACCAGGACAAUCACUUUAGGCACCAUGCUGGGGGAUAGGACGCUGUUUGAGUCGGCAGCGAUUUGUAACCAGCCGUCUCUUUGCCGCUUCCUCGCCCAGCAGAAUCUUGAUCUGUGCAUAGAUGAGAACAUCUGUAGGCCUGACCACCAGGCCGGGUUGAUUGAUUAUCAACUUGAGCCUUCUCAUGCUCGGCGCCGUGUUCUUGAAGUAGAUGAAAUCGUUCAACUCACACAACUAUCCAGACCCAUGAGAUUUAGGCUACUAGCCGGUUGUGUUGAAGAUCUAGAUUCUCUGAUUGUUGUAUACAAACGGUGCAGAGUGCCUGCCGUGGAUCAAAUGGAGAGAAAAGCUUUCUUCGAUGCUGUCUGGGACAUGACAGUUCGCCUUUUGGUGAUGCAAGUCCAUCAUGAUCCGUUUUGGUACCCAGAAGGUCGGCGAACAAGUGACUGGACUGGCCUUUUUGUUGAGUUGAUCAACGAAGGCGUGAAUGUUCACAGAAUCUGCAACAUCCGGACUUACUAUGAGUUGAGUUUCUCUCGAUGGCAAGGAACUGUACUUUCUCAUCUUAUUCGAAGCUCGCGCUGCCACUAUGAAGUCGAGGCUGCCCUUUCACACUGGGUAAAGAUUUUGCUAGUAGCUGGAGUUGAUGUCGCCAGGUAUCUCCAACGCGAAGAACCCUAUUUUCAGCAAUUAACCGAUCGGAUAGUCCCUUGCAACGAGACCGGAGCAUGGGCUACAGUGGUAGGUAGAACAAAGAUUGAUGGGUUUGACAUCCCUCUGUUUUACCGAUAUGUCGACCCAGACAGCAAAGCAUAUGAAGUCAGAAUCGAGUUUAAAGACUUUGGCAGCUCUUACAAAAGUUAUGUUUGGCCCGAUUUCGAAGACUCAACGAUGGCAGACAACGCGCAUUGUCAGCAGCAUGUUUUGUGGAAAUCUUGCGAGGUCUCUGAAUCCAACGAAACUGAGUGGCCAUUUGUUUUCAACUUUGUGCGGGACUAUGAACCAAACAGGGGGGCCUUUUUUGUUCGCAGCCUUCGACAUACCGACGACAAUCCUCCUGCAAGUUUCCAAUACGCCCAGAAACUCAUUCAGGAGAGGUUCAACAGAAGGCAGCUGAAAAAACUCUACCGAUCUGGAUAUCUCAAAAGAGAAAAACGGCCGUUGAAGAUACCGGGGGCUUGGCCAGGUUCCGCAUGUCCAAUUGCGCAGCUCAUAAACUGUAUGCGUGAGAACCGCCACAAAUUUGAUGUCAACAGAAGCAAGAGGAAGUUCCAUCAACCAGGCUGUCUCAAGAGACACAAGGAACCGAGAGGCUUAUAA